This is a messenger RNA of Hippocampus comes (tiger tail seahorse), 640 nucleotides long. It is a transcript of the gene ccl36.1, whose product is annotated as chemokine (C-C motif) ligand 36, duplicate 1. Gene Ontology annotation, cellular component: extracellular region. Gene Ontology annotation, biological process: immune response. Bases 100 to 375 code for a protein of 91 amino acids. Gene Ontology annotation, molecular function: chemokine activity. Lineage: Eukaryota; Metazoa; Chordata; Actinopteri; Syngnathiformes; Syngnathidae. The transcript is spliced from 3 exons. The record is from RefSeq and is a predicted model, not a curated record.
GCAGAAAGGACGUGUCGUAUUUAUAAAUGUGAUACGGACUGCAUCUUUAGAAGCACCACGACCACUUUCAUCAUCAAGAUCUCCCGAAAGCAGCACACCAUGAGGAGCAUUCGCGUCUUUCUGCUUUGCGCGCUGGCAGCCGUGACGAUUUCGGCCGUUGUCGGCAACAAUUCCAGCGGUCCGGAAGAGUGCUGUUUUCGACACUACCCACGAAAACUGAGCCCCAAAAUCUUUGAGUCCUAUUUUAUGACUGACGGCCGAUGCCCCUUAAUGGGAGUCAUUCUGGUGACCAAAAAGAAAAAUCACAUCUGUGCCAACCCGACUCUCUCCUGGGUGAAAAAAGUCAUGAAGUCUUUGGACGAAUCCAUCCUGUGAAAGGUUCCGCUGCCCGCCUGCGGCGUCGUGAAGCACCGUUGUCCACGUUUGCUUCGUCUGCUUUAACGGUCUCACAUGCACAAAAAAUAGUACUCAUGAGCGUCUGGCUAUGUUUUCGGUCAACUUGACUUUGCCGCUUGCUGAUUUUUGUUUUAUAGUUAUAUUCCCUUUAGUCUCUUGAGGUUGUAUGCAUAUUCAUGUAAAAUUGAAUGCAAGGGGCAUUUCAGUCAUGCCCCCCCCCCCCGCCAAAAAAAAUUGAAGCAGG